AUGGUCCGUCGUAUCAUGACCCAGUACUACCUCCUGGGCCAAGAUGAUGGCAGCUUCCCGAGCCUAGAUCCUUCAACUCUCUCAGUCAUCGCAGCCCAGUAUCAACAAAACUUGGGAGAUCUUGUCAGCAACACUCCUGCCAGAGAUGUACGUGGUGACCAUGCGAAGCUCAUCCGAGAAAUAGGGGCCGCCGGUGUUGUCCUGCUCAAAAACAAUAACACGCUGCCUCUCAUGACUCCUAUGAACAUUGGAGUCUUUGGUAAUGAUGCUGGAGACUUGACGGACGGCUUGAUCUACCAAGACCCUCCUGCAACGAACGUCGGGUUCGAGUACGGAACCUUGGACAUUGGCGGGGGCUCUAGUAGCGUUCGCCAUACGUACGUGGUUACCCCGCUGGACGCCAUCAAGGAGCGAGCCAAGGGCUUUGGGGCCCGCGUGCAGUACAUCCUCAACAAUGAACGUCUCGCAGCAGGGGACUUUCAUAGCAUUUAUCCCGUGCCCGAUGUAUGCAUCGUCUUUCUCAAGACCUUUGCCGCAGAGGGAUUCGACCGCGUCUCCUUUGAAGCAGAUUGGAACUCCACAGCAGUGGUCACGCAGGUUGCAAAUAUGUGCAACAAUACUGUUGUGAUCACUCACUCCGUCGGUGUCAACACCAUGCCAUGGGCCAGCCAUCCUAAUACCGGCAAUUCAAUCGCUGACGUCCUCUGGGGCGACGUCAACCCGUCUGGUAGACUGCCUUACACCAUUCCAAAGACUGAAGCGGACUAUGACAUCCCGGUUACGAACCUGACCCGCGAUGAAGUGUCUUCUUCUGGUGCGUGGCAGGCCAACUUUACCGAGGGUCUGAAUAUCGAUUAUCGUCAUUUCGACGCCGAGGGAAUCGAGCCGUUGUACGAGUUUGGAUUCGGUCUGAGCUACACGACUUUCGAACUGACGUCUGAGCUAUCAGUCAAGGCUUUGACAGCAAAGCUGGCACCUUUGGCUCGCGCUGCAAAUGAGUCGUCCGUACCUCUGAGCGACCUCUUCCUUCCUGUGGCGAACGCGACGGUUCAAGUAAUGAACACUGGUGACCGAAGCGGCGCAACCGUCGUUCAACUUUACAUGUCACUGCCCACUGAUUCGGCUCCUUCUGGCACGCCUGUCCAGGUACUUCGAGGUUUCGCAAAAGUUGAGCUGGGUCCAGGUGAGACUCGCGUGGUUGCUUUCAAGCUGAACCGCCGAGACUUCAGCUACUGGGACACUGAUGCUCAGACUUGGCGUAUCCCCGUAGGAGAUUUUCAGCUCCAUGUUGGCUUCAGUUCGAGGAACCUACUGGAAUCGAUCAAAUUUUCGCUGUUGUAA
This is a messenger RNA of Colletotrichum scovillei, 1341 nucleotides long. RefSeq lists its product as uncharacterized. Gene Ontology annotation, molecular function: beta-glucosidase activity. NCBI's taxonomy places the organism in Eukaryota, Fungi, Ascomycota, Sordariomycetes, Glomerellales, Glomerellaceae. The transcript is spliced from 2 exons. Bases 1 to 1341 code for a protein of 446 amino acids. Gene Ontology annotation, biological process: glucan catabolic process. The record is from RefSeq and is a predicted model, not a curated record.